Trichophyton benhamiae CBS 112371 is the source of this 987-nucleotide messenger RNA. Its product is annotated as protein N-terminal asparagine amidohydrolase, putative. The transcript has 2 exons. The record is from RefSeq and is a predicted model, not a curated record. Gene Ontology annotation, biological process: protein catabolic process. NCBI's taxonomy places the organism in Eukaryota, Fungi, Ascomycota, Eurotiomycetes, Onygenales, Arthrodermataceae. The coding region runs from base 1 to 987 and encodes 328 amino acids. Gene Ontology annotation, molecular function: protein-N-terminal glutamine amidohydrolase activity; protein-N-terminal asparagine amidohydrolase activity.
AUGAGGAUCGCGACCUUCCAGCUACGCUCACGACUCGCAGAUGUCGAGGGGAAUAUCCGAAAAGCCGAUGCACUGGUUGGAAAGCUGGACAGGAUACUUCAAGGCAAUGGCAAGAGGAAAAAUCUAGAUCUACUUGUUCUACCUGAGAUGGCAUUCAGUGCCGUGGGAUAUCCAGAGAUCUGCCCUUCGACGCUGCAAGAUAACCUAUCUCUGCAAGCCAGAACAGGGGAAGAUGUGCAGGGCGAGCGCCGAUUCAAUUCGCUUAUCGUUGUCAAAGAAUCUGGCGAGACGUUGGUGAACUAUAGAAAACACCAUCUUUACUACACUGAUGAUCCGUGGGCUCACGAAGGAGAGUCCCAUGAAAGCGGAUUCUUCUUAAUGCCCCUGUCUACUCCUACCAAGCGACAAAGUAUACCCAAAGAUGACAGUGGUGAUGCUAGUGUUAGUUCCUCUCCAAAGAACGAAAUACCGACCACUGUAGGAAUAUGCAUGGACAUCAACCCGUAUAAAUUCAUUGCCUCCUAUAGCGCCUGUGAAUUUGCAACGCAUGCUCGAACAAGCGGAGCUAAGCUAGUGGUUCUAUCCAUGGCAUGGCUGACACUAUUAAGCUCCGAAGAACUAUCUACGAUGGCCGACAAACCUGACAUGGAUACGUUCCAGUACUGGAUAUCCCGGUUUGCGCCUCUUUUCUUGCCUGAUGAAGGGGGUGUGGAGGACUCAUCUGAUGAAAUGGCUGAGCCCCAGGUCAUAAUCGUGUUUGCCAACCGGGCUGGGGAAGAAGAGGGACAGGAAGGCAAGGAUACUGCGAGGUAUGCUGGGUCAAGUUGUGUGGUUGGCAUCCGACGCUGCCCACGCAAAGUGGGGGACGAGGAGGAUGGGAAUAGAGUCGAGAUACUGAUAUGGGAUAUGCUUGGGGCCACAGAAGAGGGUAUCUGCCUGGUUGACACCGACUCAACGCCCAGAAUGGUCGGAUCUGUGAAGAUAUGA